CACUUUUUAUAAAAUGCCUGGGAAACUAAAAUUUUUUCCUAAAACAAGUAUUUAUGAUCAAAAAUUCGUUAAUUUCCUAAAAUCUAGCUUUAGUAUUCGUGAACACCGUUGCGUCUCCAAAAAUCCUCCUGCUACACAUACGGGGGUUAAUGUAGGACACGUUUUUCCACCAACGCCCAAGAUCCCUAAUUUAAUCAGGAAUGUUGGAUUUAGCACUCUUAACUCCACACAAUUUGUGUUAGAAUCCCCAAUUGUUAAAAGAGGAUUUGAAAAAAAGGUCGGAUGGUGGCUUAUGGGUUGCUCUGGCUUAACAGCCUUUAUUAUGGGAUUUGGGGCUUAUGUUAGGCUCAAUGAAAGUGGCCUUUCCAUGAUUGAUUGGAGUUUUUUUGGCCUUCCAUUACCUCAAAAUGACAGUGAUUGGGACUUAGAGUUCCAAAAAUACAAAAAAACCCCUGAAUACAAAGGUGUGCACUAUGGAAUUAGUCUCGAAGAGUACAAGAAUAUAUUUUUGAAGGAGUGGCUCCAUAGGAUGAUAGGGAGGGGUUCUGGCGCUUUUUUUGCACUCGGAUGUUUAUAUUUUUCAUUUAAACGCUGUUUAAAACCACGAGGUUAUUUACUUCUCACAGCAAUUGGAACAAUCGGUGUGUAUCAAGCAUUUGUUGGUAAAUGGAUGGUAGAAAGCGGGUUUUUUGAACCAAAAACUGAGAACAAAACACCUAGAGUAUCUCCAUAUAGGCUCUGUUUUCACUUUUUUAACGCGCUGGCAAUUUACUCUUUAUGUUUUUACAACUCAAUUAAUUUAUUGUUUGGAAAUCUUAGAUCAAUUACUCCUUCAAAGGAUUUACUAAGGAUGAAGUGGUUAUCUGGAGCAACUGCUUUUUUGACCUUGCUUACCAUGGCUUAUGGCACCUUUGUAGCAGGGAACGAUUCUGGCUUAUCUUACAACACUUGGCCUUUAAUGGAUGGAAAAUUUGCACCAGAUCAAGUCUUAAGCAUUAAGAGCCCUAGACAAUUUUUUGAAAAUGAUGCCGUUCUACAGUUUAAUCACAGAAAUCUGGCAUAUUUAACAGUUCUAAGCUCGUUGGUUACGCUUGUAUUGUCAAAGAAGUUAAAUGUGCCCAGAUCAGUGAGUAAGUUGUCAAUGGGAGUUUUACACGCUUCACUUUUACAGGGCCUUAUUGGAGUUUUGACGGUAUUAAACCAAGUACCUUUACACGGAGCUUUAGCUCAUCAUUUUAAUGCAGUUGUUCUUUGGUCAGUAAUUCUAGCUCUAUUGAGAGUUUUAAAGUAAUUUUUAUAGAGAUUUCUACAAAA
This is a messenger RNA of Theileria parva strain Muguga, 1314 nucleotides long. It is a transcript of the gene COX15, whose product is annotated as Cytochrome oxidase assembly family protein. The coding region runs from base 14 to 1291 and encodes 425 amino acids. The record is from RefSeq and is a predicted model, not a curated record. Gene Ontology annotation, biological process: heme A biosynthetic process. Gene Ontology annotation, cellular component: mitochondrial inner membrane. The transcript is spliced from 5 exons. Gene Ontology annotation, molecular function: oxidoreductase activity, acting on NAD(P)H, heme protein as acceptor. NCBI's taxonomy places the organism in Eukaryota, Apicomplexa, Aconoidasida, Piroplasmida, Theileriidae.